Talaromyces amestolkiae is the source of this 1659-nucleotide messenger RNA. RefSeq lists its product as uncharacterized. Gene Ontology annotation, cellular component: membrane. Bases 1 to 1659 code for a protein of 552 amino acids. Gene Ontology annotation, molecular function: carbohydrate:proton symporter activity. NCBI's taxonomy places the organism in Eukaryota, Fungi, Ascomycota, Eurotiomycetes, Eurotiales, Trichocomaceae. The transcript is spliced from 2 exons. Gene Ontology annotation, biological process: transmembrane transport; carbohydrate transport. The record is from RefSeq and is a predicted model, not a curated record.
AUGCCUAUUGGUAACAUCUACGUGAUUGCGGCCACCGCCGUCGUCGGUGGUGGUUUGUUCGGUUUCGAUAUCGCCUCGGUGUCGGCCCAGUUGACCGAGCCCGCCUACUUGUGUUAUUUCAACCAAGGCCCUGAUGGCCCUCCAUUCAAUGACAACCCGAACUGCAGUGGUCCUACUUCUCUGCAUCAGGGAGGUAUUACUGCUGCCAUGUCUGCUGGGUCAUGGCUCGGUGCUCUUAUUUCUGGUCCCGUGUCUGACCGUAUUGGUCGUAAAUGGUCUAUCAUCAUCGGAUGUAUUGUCUGGAUAAUCGGAUCUACCCUUACCUGCGCUGCGCAGAAUAUUGGUAUGCUUGUUGUCGGCCGUAUCAUCAAUGGUUUGGCCGUCGGUUUUGAAUCUGCCCAAGUCCCCGUCUACAUCUCCGAGAUUUCACCUCCAACCCAGCGUGGUCGUUUCGUCGGUCUUCAGCAGUGGGCCAUUACCUGGGGUAUCUUGAUUAUGUACUAUAUCUCCUUCGGCUGCUCGUAUAUUGGAGGCCAGACUGCCCAGGAUUACAACACUGCCGCUUGGCGUAUCCCCUGGGGUCUGCAAAUGCUCCCCGCCAUUUUCCUCGGUUUCGCGAUGACCUUCUUGCCCGAGUCUCCUCGUUGGUUGGCUCGUCAGGACCGCUGGGAAGAGUGCCACGGUGUGCUUACCCUCGUCCACGGCAAGGGUGACCCCAACCAUCCUUUCGUGCAGGUCGAAUUGCAGGACAUUAAGGAGAUGUGCGAGUUCGAGCGCCGUCACGCCAAUGUCACCUACCUGGACCUCUUCAAACCUAACAUGCUCAACCGUACCGUGAUUGGUCUCUUCACUCAGAUCUGGUCUCAGCUCACUGGUAUGAACUGCAUGAUGUACUACAUCGGUUACAUUUUCACCAUGGCUGGUUACACCGGCAACGCUGCUUUGUUGGCCUCUUCCAUUCAAUACGUUAUCAACGUUAUCAUGACUCUACCUGCCUUGAUCUUUAUUGAUCGCCUUGGUCGUCGUAACUUGAUGUUGAUUGGCUCGACUUUGAUGGCCAUCUUCAUGUUUGCCAACGCUGGUAUCAUGGGUGCCCACGGCGUUAUCGUCCCUGGUGGUAUUAAAGGUGUUGCUGCCGAAUCCAUGAGUGUCUCUGGCGCCCCUGCCAAGGGUUUGAUUGCCUGCACCUACCUCUUCGUGGCUUCUUUCGCUCCUACCUGGGGUCCCGCCUCAUGGAUCUACCCACCAGAGUUGUUCCCUCUCCGUCUCCGUGGUAAGGGUGUCGCCUUAUCCACAUCUGGUAACUGGGCCUUCAACACUGCAUUGGGUCUCUUCACUCCCGUUGCUUUUGCCAACAUCCGCUACCAGACUUAUAUCAUCUUUGGUGUGUUCAACGUCGCCAUGACCAUUCACGUCUUCUUUGGUUUCCCCGAAACUGCCGGUAAGACUCUUGAAGAGACUGAGGCUAUGUUCGAGGAUCCCCAUGGUAUCAAAUAUAUUGGAACCCCUCCUUGGAAGACUGGUGUCGCCUUCAAGCGCAUGGCUGCUAUUGAGAGCGGUGCUCUUGACAUCAAGAGCACCUUGGCUGACACCCAUCUCCAUGUUGAGGAGACCCCUGCUGGUGAGGAGAAGGCUGUUGAGCACUCUGCUGCUGUUUAA